CUAGGGCGGCGCUGGAAACCCUUAGAUUUCAACAACCCCAACUUCACCCGGAUCCCCAAUUGGCACAAAAUAGAAGAAGAGACUCUCCCCGAAUAUACCGCCUCACAGUACUAUCCCACACGAAUAGGAGAAGUCAUCAAAGAUCAGUACCAGGUCAUUGGUAAAUUGGGAUAUGGAUCGAAUUCAACAGCGUGGCUUGCGCGGGACAUGGAUAACCGUCGCUAUGUCAUGCUCAAAAUCUUCCUCCAGGCGGAGUGUAUGGGGCGGCGAGUCGAUGACGAGCUCGAUAUGUAUAGACGGACGGAACAGGAAUCCGGGAGUAACCAUCCCGGUUGCGAUGUUAUAAGAACGUUGCUCGACACAUUCUAUAUCAAUGGGCAGGGGGAUAAGCAUCGCUGUCUCGUGCACCCGCCGUUAUGGGAGAGUGUUCUAACCUUCUUGCGCCGUAAUCCGGUGGAGAGGUUACCUUCGGUAAUUCUUGCUGUUGUUCUUCAUCGGUUGUUUAUGGCGUUGGAUUAUCUUCAUACCGAGUGUGGGGUUGCGCAUACUGAUAUCAAGGCUGAUAACAUCAUGCUCGGCAUCAACGAUGACUCUGUCUUCACUGACAUUGAAAAAAAUGAACUCCAACGACCCGUCCCGAGGAAAGAGGUCGAUGACAGAAUGGUAUACAUGUCCCGGGAACUUAAAAUACCCAAGGAUGUUGGUGGUCCCGUGCUCUGUGACUUUGGUUCUGCUAUGGUUAUCAAUGAUGAAUAUCAGAGGGAAUUCAUCCAGCCUCGGAUUUAUCGAGCGCCGGAGGUGAUACUGGGAGUUCCGUGGACGUAUAGUGUUGAUAUUUGGAAUGUGGGGUGCAUGCAUUCUUUUUCUAACCUUAUCUGGGAUCUUUACGAAGGUGGUUCUUUGUUCACGGGAUACGAUCCUGUAGAUGACAGGUACCGGAGUCGAGCGCAUCUCGCGGAGAUGAUUAAUCUUCUUGGACCACCGCCUGAGAGUUUGCUUGUGCGGGGGGAGUUGAGAGAUAAGUUUUUCUCAGAUGAAGGUACUUUCCUCCAUCCAGAUUUAUUGACCGAACGGAUCCCCCUUGAAGAAAGGGAGACUACUCUGGAGGGAAAGGCAGAGAGGAAGGCAUUUUUGCGUCUCAUGCGAAAGAUGCUUCAGUGGGAGCCGGGGAAACGUAGUUCUGCUCGGGAGUUGGCGGAGGACGAGUGGUUGCAAAGUUAUAUAUGA
Molecule: messenger RNA, 1227 nt
Organism: Aspergillus eucalypticola CBS 122712
Lineage: Eukaryota; Fungi; Ascomycota; Eurotiomycetes; Eurotiales; Aspergillaceae
Product: putative protein kinase
Exons: 5
Biological process (GO): spliceosomal complex assembly; protein phosphorylation; regulation of mRNA processing
Molecular function (GO): ATP binding; protein kinase activity
Source: RefSeq, a predicted model, not a curated record